Molecule: messenger RNA, 428 nt
Organism: Labrus bergylta (ballan wrasse)
Lineage: Eukaryota; Metazoa; Chordata; Actinopteri; Labriformes; Labridae
Source: RefSeq, a predicted model, not a curated record
GUGUGCACGUUUUUGGCCUGUGUGCGACCGCUCUGGUCACUGACAUCAUCCAGCUGUCUACAGGUUACCACGCCCCCUUCUUCCUUACAGUCUGUAAACCAAACUACACGCUGGUCGGCCUCUCGUGCGACAGGAACGCCUACAUCACCAGAGACAUCUGCUCAGGUCAUGAUCAGCACGCUAUCAUGGCCGCCAGGAAAACUUUUCCUUCCCAGCAUGCAACUCUGUCGGCCUUUGCUGCUGUUUAUGUGUCUAUGUAUUUUAACUCCACCAUCUCUGACAGCACCAAGCUGCUCAAACCCGUCCUGGUGUUUGCGUUCGCAAUCGCUGCAGCGCUGACAGGUCUGACUCAGAUCACACAGCACCGCAGUCACGCUAUCGACGUGUACGUGGGCUUCCUCAUCGGAGCCUUCAUUGCUGCUUACCUG